Molecule: messenger RNA, 768 nt
Organism: Hydractinia symbiolongicarpus
Lineage: Eukaryota; Metazoa; Cnidaria; Hydrozoa; Anthoathecata; Hydractiniidae
Exons: 1
Coding region: 1-768 (255 amino acids)
Source: RefSeq, a predicted model, not a curated record
AUGUUGAAUUUUUAUACUGGGAUUACCACGCCUGCUUUAUUUGAAUGGUUUCUGUCGUUAUUUGUUAGAAAAGUGAGAUAUUUUAGCGAAAAACUUUCUCAUAAUGAUCAUUUGUUGCUGGAGCUUCUGAAGCUAAAACUAGGUCUAUUAAACAAAGAUUUAGCUUAUCGUUUUGGCUUGCGCGAGACAGUAGCUUCUCGAAUAUAUCGUAGAUGGAUCCCUAUCAUAUCUAGAGAGACAUGCCAUUUAAUAAUAUGGCCUGAUAGAGAAGCCUUGCGACGUCAUUUGCCAAACAGCUUAAAAAAAAAUUUUCAGAAUUGUACAUGCAUAAUUGACUGCACUGAAAUUUUUGCUGAACGACCAUAUAACCUAAAUGCACGUGCACAAACAUGGUCCAACUACAAAAAUACUUGCACAAUGAAAUAUCUUAUCGGAAUAACACCAGCUGGGGCUGUUAGCUUUUUGUCACGUGGUUAUGGUGGUCGAAUUUCUGAUAAGGAAAUAACAACACAAAGUGGAUUUCUUGAUAAGUUGCAGCAUGGCGAUUGUAUAUUGGCUGAUCGUGGUUUUACGAUAGCACAAGAUCUUGCUACUAGGGGUGCUUACUUGAAAAUACCUAAAUUUGCAUGUGGGAAAGCACAAAUGAGUGCAAGUGAUGUGGCGAUAUCCCGGAAAAUUUCCAAUGUUCGUAUACAUGUAGAACGUGUUAUUGGAAGACUUCGAAAGUUUCGUAUCCUGCAAUUAUUCCAAUAUCGCAAAUUGACUUAA